Messenger RNA from Daphnia pulicaria, 1343 nucleotides. Its product is annotated as microtubule-associated proteins 1A/1B light chain 3A-like. The record is from RefSeq and is a predicted model, not a curated record. NCBI's taxonomy places the organism in Eukaryota, Metazoa, Arthropoda, Branchiopoda, Diplostraca, Daphniidae. Gene Ontology annotation, cellular component: autophagosome; cytosol; autophagosome membrane. The transcript has 3 exons. Gene Ontology annotation, molecular function: ubiquitin protein ligase binding. Gene Ontology annotation, biological process: autophagy of mitochondrion; macroautophagy; autophagosome assembly. The coding region runs from base 416 to 787 and encodes 123 amino acids.
UUUUUUUACGCAGUUCACGUUCGUCAGCCCCAGUUUGAGUUCUGGUUUUGUUGUUGUGACAGUGCACAGUCUGCUUCAACGUCAUUCAGUCGUGUCGUCACACGCCUCGAAAUUUUUCUCACCGAAAAGAGCAAUAUUUCCAUUUUUUACUAUUUCAUUCCGCUCGUUGAAUUUCCAACUUGUGGAGAGCAGAGAGAGGAAAUCCAUAUUUUCAGCAACGAAAAGCGUCAAAAGUCGUCGAUUGGAACACACGUAGUACAUAACAGCCUGAGGCCAAGGACCUGCGCGUUAGUACCCAAACUCGCCUUCCUUUGUUGUUGUUUUGUUGUUGCUGGGUCGCUGGGGUGUCAGCUGUUUUUUCGCCCAAGAGUUGUUUCCUUUCUUUGCCUUGCACAUUUUAGCUGCCACAAAAGUGAUGAGCAAAAUGACGCAUACCUCCUUCAAAGAACGCAGGAAUUACGGUCAACGAGUCAAGGAUGCGGACAUGGUGAGAGAGCUUCACCCAAACAAGAUUCCCAUUAUUAUCGAACGUUUCGCUGGGGAGAAGAAUCUACCUCUCCUGGACAAGACUAAAUUUCUUGUCCCCGAUCAUGUGACUGUUGCCGAGCUCAUCAAAAUAUUGAGACGCCGUAUGCAACUGAACCCCAAUCAGGCCUUCUUCCUGCUGGUCAACCAACGCAGCAUGGCCAGCAUCUCCAUGACUAUGGGUGAACUCUUCCAAAGGGAACAGGAUGAAGAUGGUUUCCUCUACAUGGUCUACGCUUCUCAAGAAUCCUUCGGCAACUAAGCUGAUGGCUAACCAACCAAUAUGGCUUCCCCCCACCUCCCGUCUGAUCAUGAUUUCAACACAAAGAAAAAAAAUAUGUGUACAUAUAAAGUUAGUUCCAAUUUGAAGCAACAAUUUGUGACAGAUAUCCUUUCAGCUUUGAAAGAGAUGCUACAAUAGCGAGACACAGUGUCUUAGAUUCACUUUUCUCUAAAUUUUUCUUUUUUGUGGACAACAGCAGCAGUGGCUUGUCUGGAAAAAAAAACAAUGUUGGGUUACAUUUCUCUUUCGGAACGAUUGACAUUUUGUUUUCCUUAUCGUUUUAAUAUCAUUAUUAUGUUUCGGUUUUCUGUUUUCGUCUUGUCGGAUCAGUGUUCAAUCUUGCAAACCGUACUUAUGUAAUAAUCACACAGAAUUUUGUUUUCUCAUUGUUCCGAGACACAAAGGAAAAAAAAAUGAUAAAUGUACAAAAAAAUGAUUCAUUUUUUGAGAUGAAGAGUGUGUCUGUAUACCCGCGAUUCGAAUUCUGUUAACGUACUUGUGUAAAUCGUUUGAAUAAACGUAUUCAAACCACGGA